This is a messenger RNA of Naegleria lovaniensis, 4293 nucleotides long. RefSeq lists its product as uncharacterized. The record is from RefSeq and is a predicted model, not a curated record. Gene Ontology annotation, biological process: nuclear-transcribed mRNA catabolic process. The transcript is spliced from 4 exons. NCBI's taxonomy places the organism in Eukaryota, Heterolobosea, Eutetramitea, Acrasida, Naegleriidae. Bases 1 to 4293 code for a protein of 1430 amino acids. Gene Ontology annotation, molecular function: 5'-3' RNA exonuclease activity; RNA binding. Gene Ontology annotation, cellular component: nucleus.
AUGGGAGUUCCAAGACUAUUCAAAUGGUUAUCCGAGAGAUAUCCAUGUAUUGUUACCUCGCUAACCGAGGCUACUAUUCCUACAGUUGAUAAUCUGUAUCUUGAUAUGAACGGAAUCAUUCACAACUGUACUCACAAGGACGAUGAGAUUAAAUCUCAACUCACUGAGAAGGAAAUGAUACUCAAGAUUUUCCGUUACAUUGACCAACUUUUUCAACUGAUUAAACCUGCCAAAUAUUUCUUCUUGGCAUUGGACGGAGUGGCACCAAGAGCCAAGAUGAAUCAACAACGAUCGAGACGUUUCAGAAAAGUGCACGAUGAACAAGAAUUACGUAAAAAGUUGGAACAGAAGGGAGAAGUUGUGGCUCCGAAGGACAAUGUGUUUGACUCCAACUGUAUCACUCCUGGUACUGAGUUUAUGGCUAAAUUGAGUGAACAUUUGAAAUACAUGAUUCACAGCAAGAUGAAGAACGAUAUUAGAUGGCAAAAGUGUCAAGUUAUAUUAUCUGGGCAUGAAGUUCCAGGUGAAGGUGAACACAAAAUCAUGAACUUUAUUAGAGGAAGAAAAAUGCAAGACGAUUAUUUACCCAACGAAAGACACUGUUUGUACGGCUUGGACGCAGAUUUAAUUUGUCUCGGUCUAGUCACUCACGAGCCUCACUUUAUGCUUCUUCGUGAGGAUGUGUUCGAACAAUUUAGACAGAAAGAUUCAAAGGACAAGAAUAAGCCAUUCGCUGAAAAAUUUCACUUGUUACAUUUAUAUGCAUUAAGACAAUAUUUAGACUUUGAAUUUAGAGAAGCCUUAACUGGCCAAAAUUUGCCGUUCCCAUACGACUUGGAACGUAUUGUGGAUGACUUUGUAUUUUUCAUCUUUUUCACUGGAAAUGAUUUUCUUCCUCAUAUGCCAACUCUUGAUAUCAAAGAAGGAAGUAUCAAUACCAUGAUUGAAAUCUACAAAAAAGUUCUUCCAAAACUGCCUGGAUAUUUAACUGAACUAGGGGAUGUGCAUUUGGAUCGUGUUGAACAAUUUGUGAAAUCUCUCGCUGAACAAGAAGCAUCUAUGAUGCAACAACGAUUUAACAAUAGAAUGAGAGAAAACAGAAGAGCUAGAAAGAGAAGAGCAAAAUUGGUGACCAUCGAUUCUGAAGGUUUUGUUGGUAGCUCCCAUACCUUAAUGGUUCCUCAAGUUCCACUUGCAGGCGACUCGAGCGUUGACGCAACGCCGGCUGAGAGCAAGCUCAAACAACAAGAGGAACUCUUUGCCAAUGAUGGAGAUGAAGUUGAGCAAGACAUGGGCCUCGUUGUUGGAGUUUCUAAUUUGAUGGACUUUAAUGCACCAACAUCUGGUACUUAUGGUAUUGAUGAACCUCUUGAAGAUGACGACGAUGAAGCUCCUAUCGAAGUCGAAGAAGUGAACGAUCUCUUGUUAAAAUCAGUGAAUGAGGGAGAAUUUGAUUUCACCAUGUGGCACAAGGCUUACUAUGCCACAAAGAUGGAUAUCGACUAUAGCAAUAAGGAAGCGGUUUCAAGAGUGUAUGCGAAUGAAAUUUCAUUUUCUGACCCAGGUGUUCCAUUCCGUCCAUUCGAACAGUUAUUGGGUGUGCUUCCUGAAGGCAGUGCUAAAAUCCUGCCUGAACCCUUCCGAAAGUUGUAUCUCCAAAGUUCACCUAUUUUUGACUUUUAUCCACAACAGUUUGUGAUUGAUCGUGAAGGUACACGAUAUGACUAUGAAGGAGUUUCCUUGCUUCCAUUCAUUGACGAAAAUCGAUUAUUAGAGGCGAUCAAGACCAUUGACGAGUCACUAUUGAGCGAUGCUGAGAAAAAGAGAAACACUUUUGGAAAUAAUUUAUUAUUCACCUAUGAUCCAUCUAUUAGCGUGACUUGUAACACUACCAUUGUCGAUGAGUUACCAAGCGUGAUCGACUCGCAUGUGAGAGAACAAGUUAUUGAAUUGCCCAAGUAUGAAAAAUUCCUUCCGCAAUUAUGUAAGGGAGUGAAAAUGGGAAAACACAAUUUGGAAGGAUUCCCAGUGCUUGAGUGUAAACAUACCAAAGUCGAGGAGAGAGAUGUUGGUAUAGUACUUUUUGGUCAACCAAGCAGAAAGCCAAGCUUAGUUGUUAAUUUGACUCCUCAAUAUUCCAAAGUCCAGGCCAUGGAUGAAGAUUUCCUGGUUCAGGAAUCCAUCAGAGUCGCGCAAAGCUUAAGAAAUUUAAUUGGAAAGAGAGUAUAUGUUGGUUACCCAUAUCCAAGAAUUGGUAUUUUGUCGAGUAUUGCUGAUGAGAGAGCAAGUUACUAUGACGAAAAAAGUGAAGGAGAACCUCAUGACGAGAGAGACAUUGACCAAUUCAGAAAAGAAUACUCCUAUCACAAGAACGUGCUUCUGAGAAGAUAUGGACUCGAUGUUGGAAAUGUGAAGGUGUUGGUGUUUAUUAAAUUAUUCAGAGGAAUGAAGAGAGACAAGCACGGAAUCAAAAAGUCAUUCCACAGAGACGAGUUUGCCUAUCCUGCGUCCUUGUUAAUGCUACAAGCGGAAUACCAUCCAACUCUGGAUCAAAGGUUUAUGGAAGUUGGACCUCAAGCGAUUGAGAAAGAAUACCCAAUGUCAAGCACUGUGUUGAUUUUGGGAGAACAAAAUUAUGGGUCUCUUGCCAAGGUCUCAGGGUAUGAAAAGAACCUUCUCAAGGUCACUAUUUCUGAUCCUUACUCAGAUACUGAGUCCAAGCCUGUAUAUCCAAAAGAGAGCAUUGAAAAGUUUGCCUCUGAAAAGUACUAUCCAUUCCAUGUGGCAGCCAAAAAGCUACAAAUCUCAAAGAAAGCUCUUGGCUUGAUUGUUGGAUCAGUUCGACUUGAGCUUCCAAAUGGAAAAUUAACUCACAACCUUGGUCUUUCGUUAAGAUCUAAAAAGUCAACCAAGAGAGUCGUUGGUUUUUGCAAGUGUGACUACAAUGAACAAAAUCUCGAUGAAGGAUACUUCCUUAACUUUGACACUGCUGCCAACCUAUUUAGCAAACCUUCUUCAAGCAAAUUCUCAGUGGGAGGAACAUUUGGAGAUUGGGAACUUUCUGAUAAGGCUCUUACUCUUAUUGGUAACUUUGCUCAACAAUUCCCUGAUUUUAUUGAAAAGCUUGGAACAGAUCUUCCUUUCACAUGUGACAACUUUUUCCCUUGCAAUUUGAAAGAUAGCGAACGGGACAAGUAUUACCAAGAGAAGGUGGCAGAAAUCACCAACUGGGUUGCAGCUCAAGAAUAUCAUACUUUACCAUUUAUUGACAUUGAAAAAGACGUUCUACCAGUCUCUGUCAUGAAAGAAAUUGAACAGGCAGCCAUUGAAUUCUGCAAUCAAAAGAAGACAUCUAGUGUGGCUCAAUCCAUGGUUAUUGACCCAUCUCUUGUUCACAAGCCAGAAGAUCCUUGUCCAAACCUAUUCUAUGUUGCAGAUUUUGCAUUGGGAAAUCGUGUCUUGCAUAUGAGUGGAUCAGGAUCUGCUCCGUUUGGUACCAAGGGAAUCCUUGUUGGUAUUGAUGGAGAUAAUGGACAAGUCAUCUUUGAUGAAGAAUUUGUUGGAGGAUCAACCUUUGGAUCUCGUUUGCAAACAAGCAGAGGUGGAAUUGUUAGUUUGAAAACUCUUGCAAACUUGGAUCAUAAAAAGUAUGUGAAAAUUUGGGAUGACAACAGCAGACAACGAUCCUUUGAUCCAAAGACCAAGAUGGAAUAUACCAAACAACACUACUUUACUACCUCGAACUACAAUUAUGAUUUACCAAAAUCAAGUCCAAGCACUCCUACAACAGGUAAUAAUGGCAACUUUGAAAAGGCUCAAUCUAAUCAGCAAAAGCCAAAGCAACCUUAUAACAAGCAACAAGCUGGAACUUCAAACAUCAAUAAGAAGGGUAAUCAAGGAGGAACCAACUUUAAGAUUUUGAAAGAGGUCAACAAUGUCGAUCAACAAGUAGCUCAAUUCCAACAAAAGCAAAAACAAGAAAGACCACCAAGAAGUGCUCAACAGGAGAAGAGACAACCACAGCAACAGCAAGAUCAGAAACAGUUCAGUGGUAGCGGUCGUGUUCUAGGCUCAUCUUCAUCAGGAACAACUGAGGCUUCUCCAUCCACGACACCCUUGUCACAAACAAGCGGCACUUCACCGGCCACCUCAGACAAUGUGAAUUUGGCCUCAGACGACUUUAAUCCUUCUGCCAUUUUUAAGACUGCAAGAGAAAAGCACAGACAGAACAGAAAUCAAAGGCCAGAAGACUAUCUUUCAAAAUUGAAACAGGAUUUUAAUCAACAAAAAUAA